AUGUCUCUUGCCGGACAAAUAGCUAUCGUCACUGGAGCCUCUCGUGGAAUCGGACGUGGAAUCGCUCUUCAACUCGGAGAAGCCGGUGCCACUGUCUACAUCACUGGCCGUAAGCCAGAAGAGAGUUUGAACAGUAAAGUUGGAUUAACUGGACUGGAAGCCACUGCUGAAGAAAUUACCAAACGAGGUGGAAAGGGAAUCGCUAGAUUUUUGGAUCAUCAGAAUAUGGAAGAAGUCAAAAACUUUUUCGAUGUUAUCGAGAAGGACCAUCAAGGACAACUCGAUAUCCUGGUUAAUAAUGCUUAUCAAGGUGUUACGGCAAUUUCUGAGAACAUGGGAAAACCCUUCUACGAAACGGAUCCAUACAUUUGGGACACCAUCAACAACGUUGGUCUCCGCAACCAUUAUUUCUGUACGGUCUACGCAGCCCGUUUGAUGGUUCAACGUAACAAGGGACUUAUUGUGAAUGUCUCAUCUGGAGGAGGUCUUCGUUAUCUGUUCAAUGUUGCCUAUGGAGUUGGAAAGCAGGCUUUGGACAGAUUAUCAGCUGAUACUGCUGUUGAAUUGGCUAAAAAGAACAUUUGCGUCGUUUCAAUUUGGCCAGGAGCCGUCAGAACUGAACUUGUCGACAAGAUGUUCAAAAAUCCAGAUGGAACUCCAAGAGCUGAAAUCAAGAAUGCCGAGGUUUUCGCUAACGGAGAAACUGUUGAAUAUCCAGGAAGAGCAGUAGUCUCACUCGCAUCUGAUCCUCGUAAAAUGGACAAAACUGGCCGAAUUCUGAUCACUGAGGAUUUGGGAAGAGAGUAUGGAUUCGUUGACAUUGAUGGACUGAAACCACCAAAUCUCCGUUCUGUCAGCUUCAUUCUGAAACACUUGGGAUGGAAUACCACCGCCAAUUUGGUUCCAAACUGGGUCAAGCUUCCAGGAUGGCUGAUCUGGGCCGGAAACAGUCGUUUGUAA
Caenorhabditis briggsae is the source of this 960-nucleotide messenger RNA. RefSeq names its product Protein CBR-DHS-9 (gene Cbr-dhs-9). The transcript is spliced from 5 exons. The record is from RefSeq and is a predicted model, not a curated record. NCBI's taxonomy places the organism in Eukaryota, Metazoa, Nematoda, Chromadorea, Rhabditida, Rhabditidae. Bases 1 to 960 code for a protein of 319 amino acids. Gene Ontology annotation, molecular function: oxidoreductase activity.